Molecule: messenger RNA, 225 nt
Organism: Caenorhabditis briggsae
Lineage: Eukaryota; Metazoa; Nematoda; Chromadorea; Rhabditida; Rhabditidae
Exons: 2
Coding region: 1-225 (74 amino acids)
Source: RefSeq, a predicted model, not a curated record
AUGCAGCACAACUUCUUCACAUUCAACGAGGAGUCCAGUGCAAAUUUGACACGAGCCGAACGUCAUCAGCAGUUUGUACAGUAUUUGCAAGCGAGUAGCUACAUGGCAAACGGUCCAGUCUCUACAACUGGUUUUGAAAUUGUACGAUUGACACACACACACACAGACAGUUUAGUGAACUUUACCCGAUUCCUUUUUUCACACUUCCUGUGUCUCCUCCCCUGA